AUGUUAGGCAUCCCGAGAUAUUUCGGCCUCCGCGGCAAUGCACUCAACUUGGCAAUUAGUUGGAUUGCCGGGCUUGAUUUCCUACUCUUCGGAUACGACCAAGGCGUAACAGGCGGCCUACUCGAUCUAGAAUCUUUCAUAAAAUACUUCCCAGAUAUAAACGAUAAAGCAGAAGGAAUCAGCGACGCCGAAUCAAAAGCACGAUCAACAUACCAAGGAAUAACCGUCGCAGCCUACAAUCUAGGAUGUUUCCUAGGUGCAGUGUUCACCAUUUUCGUGGGAAAUCCCCUCGGCCGUCGAAAGACCAUAUUUUACGGCUCUAUCAUCAUGACUAUCGGCGCGCUGUUACAAUGCACUUCAUAUGACCUGCCGCAGUUCGUUGUAGGGCGCAUUGUUACAGGCUGGGGUAAUGGGAUGAAUACUUCUACUGUUCCGACUUGGCAGUCUGAGACGGCGCAGGCUCAUGCGCGUGGCAGGUUGGUUAUGAUUGAGGGGAUGUUAAUCACGGCUGGGAUUAUGAUCAGUUAUUGGAUUAACUAUGGCAUGGCAUGGAUCGGCGACAACGAAGUCUCAUGGCGUUUCCCGCUCGCAUUCCAAAUCGUCUUUGCCCUAAUUAUCUUCUCCGCUAUUCUUAAUCUUCCUGAAUCUCCUCGCUGGCUGCUAAUGCAAGGUCGGGAGGAAGAUGCGCUUCAGGUUCUGGAAGCUUUGAACGAUAAACAUCGCGAAGAUCCGUUCAUCAAGAAUGAAUUCGAGUCGGUUAAGCUGACUGUCUUGGAGAUGUCCAAGGGCUCUUAUGCUAGUCUGUUCAAGAUGUCCGAGUACCGCGAGUUCCACAGAGUGGUGCUUGCAUAUGUCAAUCAGAUGUUCCAGCAAAUCUCUGGUAUUAAUCUGAUUACAUACUAUGCACCACUUCUAUUCCAAGAUAUUGGUCUUGGUCAUAACAACUACCCUAAAUUGUUGGCAGCUUGCAACGGGACGGAAUACUUCCUAGCGUCGCUGGUUCCCAUUUUCAUUAUUGAGAGGAUUGGUCGACGCAAGCUGAUGCUUUUCGGAGCAGCCGGCAUGUCACUUUCUAUGGUUGCACUAGCCGUUUCACUGCAACAGUUACAAAAGAGCCAGGCAGAAGGCAAAGGAAAUACAGCUGGUCCCGCACAAGCGGUGUUCCUCUUCGUAUUCAAUACCUUCUUUGCUAUCGGCUGGCUAGGCAUGACUUGGCUUUAUCCCGCUGAAAUUGUGCCACUGAGGAUUCGAGCGCCAACGAAUGCCUUGUCUACGAGUGGCAACUGGAUCUUCAACUUCAUGGUUGUGAUGAUCACACCUGUGGCAUUUGCAAACAUUCAGUGGAGGACCUACGUAAUCUUCGCCGUUAUAAAUGCCGCUAUUUUCCCGGUGGUAUACUUCUUCUACCCAGAGACGCGAUAUCGCUCGCUGGAAGAGAUGGACGACAUCUUCAAGAAAUCAAGCAAUGUGUUCGAUGUCGUGUCGAUAUCUCUCAACGAGCCGCACCGAUAUGAUAAGGACGGUCAGCUUAAGCCGGAGUAUAUCGACGGUGUUAUGCAGCGAAAGAGUGUACAUGAUGAGCAGAAAGUCGAGCAUUCGGAGGGCUCCUCUUGA
This is a messenger RNA of Penicillium arizonense, 1614 nucleotides long. RefSeq lists its product as uncharacterized. The coding region runs from base 1 to 1614 and encodes 537 amino acids. The record is from RefSeq and is a predicted model, not a curated record. Gene Ontology annotation, molecular function: carbohydrate:proton symporter activity. The transcript is spliced from 7 exons. Lineage: Eukaryota; Fungi; Ascomycota; Eurotiomycetes; Eurotiales; Aspergillaceae. Gene Ontology annotation, cellular component: membrane. Gene Ontology annotation, biological process: carbohydrate transport; transmembrane transport.